Messenger RNA from Gaeumannomyces tritici R3-111a-1, 1645 nucleotides. RefSeq lists its product as hypothetical. Lineage: Eukaryota; Fungi; Ascomycota; Sordariomycetes; Magnaporthales; Magnaporthaceae. The record is from RefSeq and is a predicted model, not a curated record. The coding region runs from base 139 to 780 and encodes 213 amino acids. The transcript is spliced from 5 exons. Gene Ontology annotation, biological process: tetrahydrobiopterin biosynthetic process. Gene Ontology annotation, molecular function: 4-alpha-hydroxytetrahydrobiopterin dehydratase activity.
AUAGAACCAAUCAUUGGAGGCUGCUGAGUCUGGGUCAGACGAUUUGACGGAUAAGGGCUGCCUGUCAAUACCGCCAGACGACAUUGAUGGGCGGAGAGUGGAGCCGGCGGGUGAGCCGCGUGCUGUCAACGGGCUUUGAUGCCCACAGCCGCCCCGCCAGUCACACUCACCAAAGCAUCAAAUGCCGCCCCGUCUACCCGCGCCAAGAACCGCCCGCCUCCACGCCACGGCAGCGAGAAUCGCACGCCCAGCAGCAGCACGGCGACUACUGCCGCCCGCGCGUUUCCGGUAUUCGACCGCCGCUGCCAUGGACAAGCCCCGCCCCACAUACUCGCCCGGGUCCGACGCCGCGCAGCUCGACGCCGCCCUGGCGCCCUUGCUCGCCCCCUCGUCCUCGUCCUCGUCCUCCCCGCCCCCGGCCCCGGCGGCCGCUGGACGCUGACGGUCGACGGCGGGGGCCUGGAGCGGAGCUUCAGGUUCAAGACGUUUGCCAAGACCUGGGACUUCAUGACGGCGGUGUCGCUGCAGUGCAAGAUCCGAAAUCACCAUCCCGAGUGGUCAAACGUGUAUAACACGACAUUCAUCCGCUGGACCACCCAUAACCCCAAGGGUUUGUCAGCGCUGGACGUCGAGCUGGCCGCCAAAUGCGAUGAACUGGCUCGCCAGUUUGGCGAGCAGCAGCAGGAGGAGUCGCCGCCGAAAUCGGCGAGUUGCAACCUUCAAGACCUGGCGUCCACAGCCGCGACGAGCUCUGGGAACUGCUGCGGGCCCAAGAAAUGAUUUCGGACCGGAUCAAUGUUCCAUCACCAAUGCUGUCUCAUCCGUCAUCGUAAGAUAGGUGUCUCUUCUGGUCUGUAUUAUAAGAUUCUUAUUAAUCUCGGCCAUACCGAGGCCGCCGAGGUGGCCAAUUAUGCACUUUGAAUGGAUUUGACCUCCUCGCGGAGACCACCGUACGCCUCCAUCAUCCAACCAACCGGACCUUCUAUGGAACCACAACAAGGGGGAGGAGCUGUCAAACAGGCAGACUCCCUGCCAUAAUUUUCAAACACUUCUCUUCCUCAUUAGAUCGUGACUUGAGGAAUGAAGCCAGUUUAUUGGGCCUUCUUGGCCUUGAGCUUCGCCAGCUUCUUCUCACGCCUCGCCCGCACGGCAUCCUCGCCGGCCUCGGUGUCGAGGGCGUAAUCCCACCACCUGAAGCUCGAGGCGUAGUUGCCGAUAAAGCGCUCGUGGUGCAGAUCGUGGUGGUCGGCGCCGGCCCAGAAUGGAAGGAUCUUGCGCAGACUCCAUGGGAAGUCGUAUCCGCUGUGAGCGUCGAUGGCCUGGAACAGACGGAACACGAUCCACAUGUACAUGGUAAAGAGGUGAAGGUCACCGGUGAUGGAAACCCAGAUUAUGGGCGUUCCGACGACUCCGAAUCCGAGGAGCAUCGUCUCGAUAGGAGAUGCGUAUUCGGCGGCGAGACCAAAGGGCGCGGAGUAGGUGUGGUGCAGCUUGUGGAUGUUCUUGUACAGGGGCCCGUAGUGCAGCGCCCUGUGGAACCAGUAGUGCCAUGCGUCCUCGAUGACGAAGAAGAUUGCGAUCUGCAUGGCCAUGGUCCAGACCGAGGGGAAGGGGACGCCGUAUUCGAGGCCGAAGUAGGUCGCGA